GCGGCAGGCGCGCUACGCAGCACGGCGCCAUGGCUGUGGCUGUGGCUGUGAUCCCACCUCGCUGCCGCGCUCUGUACAGCACGCCGCGGCGCCCACGUACAUUCUUCCGACAGACGCGCGCGGCUCCACGCUACACAGUCGCUUUCCUGAGCGAAUUUCGAUGGAACACGAGCAUAAAACUUCCCGCGCGCAGUACACACAGGCAAACUUCACGCGUCCCUGUAGCAACGCGUGGAAAUACCAGGUUUUUAGAAAAGGAGCGCCUUCAUUCGGCAGGACACGAAGACAGCGUAGAUGAGUCCAUCCGACGUAAACAUCAGACCGAAGAAAAUACUUCGUACUCCUUCGGUGCUGCAGUCAUCAGAAUUCAUAAGGUAAUUGUCCCUCCAUCACAACAUGUCCACUUAACGAUUCAAAAAUGGCUCUGAGCACUAUAGGACUUAAC
This is a messenger RNA of Schistocerca gregaria, 445 nucleotides long. RefSeq lists its product as uncharacterized. NCBI's taxonomy places the organism in Eukaryota, Metazoa, Arthropoda, Insecta, Orthoptera, Acrididae. The transcript is spliced from 2 exons. Bases 30 to 428 code for a protein of 132 amino acids. The record is from RefSeq and is a predicted model, not a curated record.